CUUGCCCGGCUCCCGGCUACCGCGGGGACAGCGGGCGGUCAUUCCCCGCAUUGCUGCGGGAAGCAACCCUGAGCCCUUGGGGCUCCCGCGGCAGGACCCGCGUUUCCCGAUUGCAGCCAGCCUCGAGCCGGAGCCGAUGGCCGCGUGGGCCCUGGCCCGCUGGAGCAGGGCAGCUGCCCCGUGCUUGGGGGCACGCGGCCCUGGCGUCCCCCUUCGCGAGCCCCCGGGAUGCCGUCCAGCUCCCGCUCUGGCCAGGACGCUGCACCUCACUGCGGCGGUCCCCGCCGGCCACAACAAGUGGUCCAAAGUCCGCCACAUCAAGGGGCCCAAGGACGCCGAACGGAGUCGCGUCUUCUCCAAGCUCUCGCUGAGCAUUCGUCUGGCCGUCAAAGAGGGUGGCCCCAACCCGGAGCACAAUAGCAACCUGGCCAAUAUCCUAGAGGUGUGUCGCAGCAAGCACAUGCCCAAGUCGACCAUUGAGGCAGCGUUGAAAAUGGAGAAAACCAAGGGUGUUUACUUGCUCUAUGAAGGUCGAGGCCCUGGUGGCUCUUCUCUGCUCAUUGAGGCGUUAUCGAACAAAGGCGCCAAGUGCCAGUCAGACAUUAAACACAUCCUGAAUAAGAAUGGGGGAGUGAUGGUUGAAGGAGCUCGUCAUUCCUUUGACAAAAAGGGGGUGAUCGUGGUGGGAGUGGAGGACAGAGAUAAGAAAGCUGUGAACCUGGAACGAGCCCUGGAGCUGGCCAUUGAAGCAGGAGCCGAGGAUGUCAAGGAAACGGAAGACGAAGAAGAAAAGAGCCUUUUUAAGUUUAUUUGUGAUGUCUCUUCGCUGCAUCAAGUAAGGAAGAAGCUGGAUUCCCUGGGCUUGUGCUCCGUGUCCUGCAUGCUGGAGUUCAUCCCCAACUCGAAGGUGCAGCUGGCCGACCCCGACCUGGAGCAGGCCGCCCUCCUCAUCCAGGCUCUCGGGAACCACGAGGAUGUGAUUCGGGUCUAUGACAACAUUGAGUGAUCGGGACUGUGUGUCCCCAGGCUCCUUCAUUAGUGAGACUGCAGCAAGUGGGGGGCCUAGCAGGUGAGCAGGGCUAAGGUCAGGUUUGGUGACCUUGGGGCCAGAGGAAUUCCACAUGUCCACAGAGCCUGUCAACUUGGCUGGUGUCUCAUGUGACCUACCUGGACGAGUGUAAGCGCCCAAACAAGCUGCUGCUGCAUGCCGUGUGACACUAGCCAGCUGGUCAGGCUCUGGUCUCAAGUCACUGGACCUUAUGAGGACUGUUAGAGCCCCAAGACCCUGUGUAGUAGAAGCUGUUCUGAAAGAAUAACAGUGAUUGACUUUG
Ochotona princeps (American pika) is the source of this 1331-nucleotide messenger RNA. Its product is annotated as translational activator of cytochrome c oxidase 1. The record is from RefSeq and is a predicted model, not a curated record. The coding region runs from base 137 to 1006 and encodes 289 amino acids. Gene Ontology annotation, cellular component: mitochondrion. NCBI's taxonomy places the organism in Eukaryota, Metazoa, Chordata, Mammalia, Lagomorpha, Ochotonidae. The transcript has 5 exons.